This is a messenger RNA of Carassius auratus (goldfish), 3131 nucleotides long. Its product is annotated as paired box protein Pax-6-like. The transcript is spliced from 14 exons. Gene Ontology annotation, molecular function: DNA-binding transcription factor activity, RNA polymerase II-specific; RNA polymerase II cis-regulatory region sequence-specific DNA binding. The coding region runs from base 402 to 1703 and encodes 433 amino acids. Lineage: Eukaryota; Metazoa; Chordata; Actinopteri; Cypriniformes; Cyprinidae. Gene Ontology annotation, biological process: regulation of transcription by RNA polymerase II; anatomical structure development. The record is from RefSeq and is a predicted model, not a curated record.
CACAGUUUUUUUUUUCAUUCUCACUGACAUUUCUACUCCGAGCGGGAUUCAAACGUGACACACAAUCUGGACUCAUGAGAUCUUUUAAAUGUAUUCAAUCGCAAGGGCUUGAAAAAGCAGGAUAUUGAUUAGAAAUCAGAAAUAUCCCGGGAAUUUCCUCUCAGACAGAGGAACGCUGGAAAAACACACAUUCUGAGAAGAAAUUGCUAUUGGAGACCAAUUGUUUAUUUCCCAGUUUCACCAGUUUGCUCGGAAGGGCGCAGGCGGUGGAGCAGAAUGCCUCAAAAAGGAAUGAUCUAAAUAGUCAGACGCGAAUGAAGGGCUAAAUUGUUUUAAUCGGACAGUCAACUCUGUUACCAGAAUACCAUAACCAACCCACGUGGGAAUCAGGAGUGGCGUCCAUGAUGCAAAACAGUCACAGUGGCGUCAACCAGCUCGGUGGGGUGUUUGUGAACGGCAGACCGUUACCGGACUCCACCAGACAGAAGAUCGUCGAACUCGCUCACAGCGGAGCGCGACCCUGUGACAUCUCCAGGAUUCUGCAGAGCCAUGAUGAUGCAAAAGUCCAACUGGACAAUAAGAACGUGUCCAAUGGGUGUGUGAGCAAGAUUUUGGGGAGAUAUUAUGAGACAGGCUCCAUCCGACCGCGAGCCAUCGGAGGCAGCAAACCGAGGGUAGCGACGCCUGAAGUGGUCGGCAAAAUAGCUCAGUACAAGAGGGAGUGUCCCUCGAUCUUUGCCUGGGAAAUUCGGGACAGGCUGCUGUCUGAGGGGGUGUGCACCAACGAUAACAUACCGAGCGUGUCGUCGAUAAAUCGAGUCCUACGCAACCUGGCUAGCGAAAAGCAACAGAUGGGUGCAGAUGGCAUGUACGACAAACUGAGAAUGCUCAACGGGCAGAGCGGCACGUGGGGGACACGCCCGGGAUGGUACCCUGGUACAUCUGUGCCAGGACAACCAAAUCAAGCAGAUGGUUGCCAGCAACAGGACAACGGAGGCGAGAACACUAACUCCAUUAGCUCAAACGGCGAGGAUUCAGAUGAGACUCAAAUGCGCCUGCAACUGAAAAGAAAACUGCAAAGAAACAGAACGUCGUUCACGCAGGAGCAGAUCGAAGCCCUGGAAAAAGAGUUUGAAAGAACCCACUAUCCAGAUGUUUUCGCAAGAGAAAGACUUGCAGCAAAAAUCGACCUCCCAGAAGCUAGAAUACAGGUAUGGUUCUCAAACAGAAGAGCGAAAUGGAGAAGGGAAGAGAAGCUGAGGAACCAGCGACGACAAGCCAGCAACUCCUCCAGUCACAUUCCCAUCAGCAGCAGUUUCAACACUAGCGUCUACCAGGCAAUCCCACAACCCACCACUCCUGUGUCCUUCACAACAGGGUCAAUGCUAGGCCGAUCAGACACGGCUCUGACCAACACGUACACGGGUUUGCCUCCGAUGCCCAGCUUCACAAUGUCUAACAACCUGUCUAUGCAACCAAGCCAGACAUCUUCCUAUUCCUGCAUGCUGCCCACCAGUCCGUCCGUGAAUGGGCGAAGCUACGACACAUACACACCCCCUCAUAUGCAGGCACACAUGAACAGCCAAACAAUGGCAACUUCUGGUACCACCUCAACAGGACUCAUCUCCCCAGGAGUAUCUGUCCCUGUCCAAGUUCCCGGAACUGAGCCAGACAUGUCUCAGUAUUGGUCAAGAUUACAGUAAAGAAAAGAGUUACUUCGCCCUUUGACUUCCACACAGAGACUAAGAGAGAAGCUGGACCUCUGCAGCAGUAUUUCCACAAACACACAGACAUACACAAAUACCAGGACGGGGAACCGUGUGGACUCUUGUCACGGUCUGGAAACUUUGCGGCACUACCUUUAAGAGGAACAGCGGACGCUUAUACUUAAUGGAACAAAAACAACAAACCUCUGCUACAUCCACGAUCUCCAUUUUUAUUUUUUUCGUAUUUGUACAUUGGCAUUUACAAGUAAAGACGAAAAGACAAUUCAACAGCCAAAAAUAUGUUGGUCUCGCAUCCAUUUGAAUUAGCGGAGAACCAUAUUUUGUGACUGUUUUCUAAUGUCAGGAUUACGGAUCAGACUUCAGGCCCAUAUCAAAGCAGCGAAGCAGAAACAUACUGGCAGGAAAUGCCUAUUCGUAAAUAUUUUCAACCCACAACGGCUUCAAUUAAUAACACUACUGUAUCAAGGAACAACAGCCAUUAUGUAAAUUACUGAGGACUUUAUAAUUACGUACAUGGGUUUGGAGUUGGGUAAACGGUGCAUGAUCAUUUAUAACUGUGACGUCAGAGGAACGGGAAGUUAUAAUACGGUAGAGUUUGCAAUCAAAAUAACAUUCAUCCAUUUUGCUUCUGUCCAAUUGUAAGUAUUUGUUCUCCCUAGAAGUUCCCUCACGGGAUUAUCGCAGAACAUAAAUAUAUUUCUCACUUUUAUUGCCCCCGAGAAAAAAUCUAUAAAUGUUUUAUACGGAUUUUCAUGCAUAGUACAAAAAAACGGGGUGGGGGGGUGGGGGACAUGUCUUUAGGUCAGGUACAAGUUGUCUAUUAGGUAUAGUUGUAUUAUAGUGUCCUACGGUCAAAUAAUUUUGUGAGACUAGAAAUAUUUAAUUCCGAUAAUUAUGAUUAAAAAUGCUUGACAGAGUAAAAAAAUAAAUAAAUAACAAAAAACGUAAGUGUUUGGCAGUUGUUUACAAGUACAUAUCAGACUUUAACCAUUGUUGAUUGUAAAAACAGACCAAAGCCUUUGUAUUUCAUCUAUUACACAACAAUCUUAAUCUUCUCUUUUUUUAUCGUUAGUCUUGUGUUGCGAAACAUUUUGUAAAGGAAAAAAGUUGUUUUACAUUCUAGUACACUAGCUUCGACUAUAUAUGGCUGCGGCUUAAUCAAGCAGUCCUUUAUUUAUGAUCGACAACCAUUUGUGGAUUUAAAAACAUGUUGACAUCUCUUGAAUUCUGCUUUUUUUUUUUGUUGUGUACCUUAAACAUGAACACUUGUAACGGUUUUUGUGUCAGAGCAAUGCUUUGGAAAACGAAAGGUCUUACCCUGUCUUGCAGAUAUUUCAAUUUAACUUUAUUUAAAAGCUUUCUAAAUGUAUUUUGUGAAAACUAUUAAAAACAUUUUGUACAGUA